Molecule: messenger RNA, 1543 nt
Organism: Neurospora crassa OR74A
Lineage: Eukaryota; Fungi; Ascomycota; Sordariomycetes; Sordariales; Sordariaceae
Product: oxidoreductase
Exons: 4
Coding region: 205-1251 (348 amino acids)
Cellular component (GO): cytosol
Molecular function (GO): oxidoreductase activity
Source: RefSeq, a predicted model, not a curated record
CACGCCUUUGCGCCGUGCUCCCCGUUGCGGGGCAGGCAGCGUCUUUGACCCUGAACACGACCGGAGCUGCCCGUCGUCAUGAUGGCUAUCUCCACCCCGGAUCCCGGAGGUAAGCUCGGAAGUUGAUUCGAGACGUUGUGUGUGUAUCAUCACUUAUCGAAGCUCAUUUCCCUUUUGUCGUUUAUCCUUGGAAUUUUCACUCUCAUGUUUUCCAUAAGAACAACACCUCCACCAGCAGCAGUAUCAAGACUUGCAGCUAGAUAUCUGACUACCAUCUCCUCGGCAUUUGGAACCACCACUCACACUCUCCCGGCAACACCUGGUCAUUACAACUCCAAAACUUUGAGCAGAUUCACCAUCCCUAUCUUUUCUUCUCCUUCAACUAAUACCAAACUUUUUUCAAACCUUCCUCCCCAAACAAAAAGAACAAUGUCCUCAGCAGUAGCCAAGCGCCUCGCGGGCAAGACCAUUGUCAUAACCGGAGCGUCCUCAGGAAUCGGGCGUAGCACAGCCUUCGAGUUUGCGCGGACCGCGCCCAACCACGGCCUCAAGCUGAUCUUGACGGCCCGCCGCGUCGAUGCCCUGGAGCAGAUUGCCAAGGAGAUCCGCCAAGAGGUUGGCGAGGGCGUGCAAGUGCUGCCUGUCAAGCUGGACGUCAGCCAGCCGGAGGAGGUCAGGGGGUUUGUUGGGAACUUGCCCGAGGAGUGGAGGGAUAUCCAUGUGCUGGUCAAUAAUGCUGGUCUCGUAAAAGGAGUCGCCCAAGCUCCCUCCAUCGCCGAAGAAGACAUCAACGUCAUGUUUGCCACCAACGUCACCGGCCUGAUCAACAUGACCCAAGCCAUCCUGCCCAUCUUCAAGGCCCGCGGCUCCGAGGGUGGUUCGGGAGACAUUGUGAACAUCGGUUCUAUUGCCGGGAGAGAACCAUACGCGGGAGGCUCCAUCUACUGCGCCACCAAGGCUGCUGUGCGCAGCUUCACCGACGCGCUGCGCAAGGAGCUGAUCGCCACGCGCAUCCGUGUCAUGGAGAUUGACCCUGGCCAGGUCGAGACCGAGUUCAGCGUGGUGAGGUUCUAUGGUGAUAAGAACAAGGCUGAUGCCGUCUAUGCCGGUGUCGAUCCCUUGACGCCCGAUGAUAUCGCAGAGAUCGUGGUGUUCGUCGUAACACGACGGGAGAACGUUGUUGUUGCUGAUACGUUGGUCUUCCCUAGCCAUCAGGCUGGCGCUGGUAUUAUGCACCGCAAGUCGACAUGAAAAGAGACUCAACAGGGCUGUCGAUAAGCGCAUAGACGUACAUACAUAUAGACCUGAGAUGUGUGAAUACUAAAAAGGGUUAAGACGUCAGUUCAACGCAAACGUGAUCACCACACCCGCACUGCAGCAAAGUAUUCGACUGGGCUGAGCACUGAUCUGAUUUUGGAUGUUCUUUGAAUUUACUAUUGUUUUUUUUUUUCCAGUUAUCUAUGCGCCAACUAGAGAUGCAGAUAUGGUAUCUCGUUCAAUGCUUGAUUAUCUUACAAUGUAUAACACCAUCCACCUCUUUCUC